CUUCCUUUCCGGCCUCCCCUUUUUUUUUCUCCUGCCUCCGCAGCCAUGGCGGCCUUCGAGCAGAUGCGGGCGAGCGUGGGGAAACUGCUGAAGGGCAUCGACAGAUACAACCCGGAAAAUCUUGUCACUCUGCAGCACUACGUGGAGACCCAGGCCAAGGAGAAUGCCUAUGACUUGGAAGCCAAUCUGGCUGUGCUCAAACUGUAUCAGUUUAACCCUAACUUAUUCCAAGUCUCGGUGACUGCCCAGAUUCUCCUCAAAGCACUCACCAAUCUGCCCCACACGGACUUCACACUGUGCAAGUGCAUGAUUGAUCAGGCUCAUCAAGAGGAGAGCCCAAUCCGUCAGAUCUUAUACUUGGGGGAGCUGUUGGAGAACUGCCACUUUCAGGCUUUCUGGCAAGCUCUGGAUAAGAAUAUGAAGCUCCUAGAUGGGAUUGUCGGAUUCGAAGAUUCGGUUAGGAAAUUCAUUUGCCAUGUAGUUGGAAUCACAUAUCAACAUAUUGACCGUUGGCUCCUGGCCAAAAUGUUGGGUGACCUAACAGAUAAUCAGCUGAAGUCUUGGAUGAGUAAAUAUGGCUGGGUAGAAACGGAGCCUGGGACAAUAUUUAUUUGCAACCAGGAAGAGAACAUCAAGCCUAAAAAUAUUGUGGAGAAAAUAGACUUUGACAGUGUUUCCAGUAUCAUGGCUUCUUCCCAGUGAUCCCCCCCUGGCACUCUCCUUAUCCACCAUACUAAUUUCAGUCCCAUUUUUAAAACCAAUAAACCACUGUCUGAUUUGCCAAUAGUA
Messenger RNA from Protobothrops mucrosquamatus (brown spotted pit viper), 789 nucleotides. RefSeq names its product eukaryotic translation initiation factor 3 subunit K (gene EIF3K). Gene Ontology annotation, biological process: regulation of translational initiation. Gene Ontology annotation, molecular function: translation initiation factor activity; ribosome binding. The transcript has 8 exons. The record is from RefSeq and is a predicted model, not a curated record. Gene Ontology annotation, cellular component: eukaryotic translation initiation factor 3 complex; cytoplasm. NCBI's taxonomy places the organism in Eukaryota, Metazoa, Chordata, Lepidosauria, Squamata, Viperidae. Bases 46 to 702 code for a protein of 218 amino acids.